UUUCCAUUAUUGAAGAUGAAACUGAAGGUAUCACCAUGGAGUUAGAGAUGCAGUGGGAUGGAAACCCAAAUAUUGUACUUGAUAUUAAGACUUACCUUGGUGUUGCUCUCCCUGUGCAGGUGAAAGAUAUUGGAUUUACCGGGGUUUUCAGGUUGAUUUUCAGACCGCUAGUCGACGAAUUGCCUUGUUUCGGAGCUGUAUGCUUCUCAUUGAGACAAAAGAAAAAGCUGGAUUUUAAGCUUAAAGUUGUUGGUGGUGAUAUAUCAACCAUACCUGGCCUUUCUGAUGCCAUUGAGAGCAUGAUAAGGGAUGCUGUUGAAGAUUCUAUUACAUGGCCAGUUCGAAAAAUUAUCCCCAUUUUGCCUGGAGAUUACAGUGACCUUGAGCUCAAGCCUGUAGGAAUUUUGGAGGUGAAACUUGUGCAAGCAAAGGAGUUGACGAACAAAGAUAUAAUCGGGAAAUCUGAUCCUUAUGCUGUGUUAUAUGUUCGACCCUUGCGUGAUAGAAUGAAGAAAAGUAGGACUAUUAACAACCAAUUGAAUCCAAUCUGGAAUGAACAUUUUGAGUUCAUAAUUGAAGAUGCAUCGACACAACACUUGGUAAUAAAAAUAUAUGACGACGAAGGGGUUCUUCAGUCAUCUGAACUAAUUGGAUGUGCUCAACUUCCGCUAAGUGAUCUCGAGCCUGGUAAAGUGAAGGACGUGUGGCUGAAAUUGGUGAAGGAUUUAGAGAUUCAGAGGGACAAUAAAAAUAGGGGGCAGGUGCAUUUGGAGCUUCUUUAUAUCCCUAAUGGCAUGGAAAAUGGAUUUUCCAACCCCUUUGCCCAGAAGUUUUCAAUGACUUCACUGGAGAAGGUUCUUAAAAGUGGUAACAAAGGAAAAGAAUUAGUUGAAAAUGGUGGUGACGUCAAACGAAGGGAGGUAAUUGUGAGAGGGGUGCUUUCUGUUACCGUGAUAUUGGCUGAAGACUUGGCACCUGCAGACUUCAUGGGAAAAGCUGACCCCUAUGUAGUACUUAUUAUGAAGAAAACUGAAUCAAAAAACAAAACCAGGGUUGUGAAUGACAAUUUGAAUCCCGUCUGGAAUCAGACAUUUGACUUUGUUGUUGAGGAUGGAUUACAUGAUAUGUUAAUUAUAGAAGUCUGGGACCAUGACACAUUUGGGAAGGAUUACAUGGGAAGAUGCAUCUUGACUCUAACAAGGGUUAUAUUCGAAGGCGAAUAUAAAGAUACUUUUCCGCUAGACGGUGCCAAGUCGGGAACGCUCAACUUGCAUCUCAAGUGGAAUCCACAACCCAUUUACAGAGACUCCUAGUGGCCCUCCAAUGGCAAAUAGCGAAUUCUAUAGCACAUAGAAUGGAUUUUGAGCUCUAUAUACAUAUACACACAACAUACUGAAAACGUAUACACACAACAUACUGAAACUCUACCUAUCAAAACUGAUGGAUCAAUAAGCAUCGAGACUAUAUUGUAGAUUUAAUCUUUAUGUAUGUAAGACUGAAUAUAACAGCUCUAGCAGUGUGCAGGGAAAAGCUGUAAAGAGGCAGAAGUUUCAUUCUAGGUUGGGGAAGAAAUGUGGGUGCAAAACUUGUGAAGAUUUGGUGAGAAUUGUUGUAUGAGAAGAUGUUAAACUUUAUCUGA
Messenger RNA from Olea europaea var. sylvestris, 1639 nucleotides. Its product is annotated as synaptotagmin-5-like. The record is from RefSeq and is a predicted model, not a curated record. Gene Ontology annotation, cellular component: endoplasmic reticulum. Gene Ontology annotation, molecular function: lipid binding. The transcript has 9 exons. Lineage: Eukaryota; Viridiplantae; Streptophyta; Magnoliopsida; Lamiales; Oleaceae. Bases 36 to 1313 code for a protein of 425 amino acids.